AUUCGAAACCCAAACAGUAGGUUAGGUUAGGUUUGUAAAUUGGGAAUGGAGGAGGAGGAAGAGGGCUUAUCGGCGUCGGAGGGCUUAUCGGCGUCGGAGAUUGAGUACGUGAGCUAUGGAGGGGAGCAUCACCUGCCGCUGAUUAUGAAUCUGGUGGAUCAGGAGCUGAGCGAACCCUAUUCCAUCUUCACCUACAGAUAUUUCGUCUAUCUCUGGCCACAUCUCUCUUUCCUCGCAUUCCAUAAAGGGAAAUGCGUGGGGACGGUGGUGUGCAAGAUGGGAGAUCAUCGCCAUACUUUCAGAGGAUACAUCGCCAUGCUCGUUGUUCUCAACCCUUACAGAGGCAGAGGCAUUGCAACUGAACUUGUUACUAGGUCAAUUAAAGUGAUGAUGGAAUCAGGUUGUGAGGAGGUAACACUGGAAGCAGAAGUUACAAAUAAAGGAGCACUUGCACUAUACGGUCGUCUGGGGUUUAUUAGGGCAAAGAGGCUUUUUAGAUACUACUUGAAUGGGGUAGAUGCUUUCCGGCUCAAGUUAUUGUUUCCUCGGCCAGAACCGAGCUACUAUGAUGAUUACGGGGUUGAGGCACAGGGUAUUAUUGGUGAGAUGUGAAUUGCGACCCGGCCCCCUGAAGAUAUUUUUUCUGUUUCUGUUGUAAAACAUCAUACUGUAGAUGUGGACUCUAGUGAUUUAUUAUUCAUGUAAACUUUUAUUUUAGUUAGUGUUCUCGAAUUAUACUAAAAAUAACACCAUCACAUGCAA
Molecule: messenger RNA, 762 nt
Organism: Erythranthe guttata (spotted monkey flower)
Lineage: Eukaryota; Viridiplantae; Streptophyta; Magnoliopsida; Lamiales; Phrymaceae
Gene: ATMAK3
Product: Acyl-CoA N-acyltransferases (NAT) superfamily protein
Biological process (GO): N-terminal peptidyl-methionine acetylation
Cellular component (GO): NatC complex
Molecular function (GO): protein-N-terminal amino-acid acetyltransferase activity
Source: RefSeq, a predicted model, not a curated record